GGCGCCGAGGCUUCGACCCCCCCUUUGUACCUGGCCAAUCACCCCACUCUUCUGAGAUAUCUCGGUUGUUGCUCCACCCCCUCUGCCAAUCCGGGGAGGUGCUGCAGACUACCACAUGCCUCCUCCGAUACAUGUGGAGUCGCCAGCUGCCUCUUUUCACCUGACAGUGAGGAGUUUCGCCAGCGGGACGUAGUGCGUGGGAGGAUCACGCUAUUCCCCCCAGUUCCCCCUCCCCCCCCGAACAGGCGCCCCAACCAACCAGAGGAGUCGCUAAUGCAGCGACCAGGACACAUUCCUACAUCCAGUUUCCCACCCACAGACACGGCCAAUUGUGUCUGUAGGGAUGCCCGACCAAGCCGGAGGUAACACGGGGAUCCGAACCGGCAAUCCCAUGUUGAAUAUGUCUGCAGGUUGCCUGAGGUGGAUGCUGAGACAUGCGGUCUGCAGCAUAUAUGGUGGUAUCCCUGCCAACUGGACACCAGCAUCUAGGUUUCUUGUCGGUACUGUGAGGUCUAAAAACAUUACAACCUCCUGGAGACUGUCUCUAUUUUCCACUGCAGUAGAUGACACCCAAGAUGGCCCUGCACCUCCGAGGAAAAAGCAGAAUCCCCGGGCUCAUGCCAGCAUUGGCAGCAUUGGUCGCAAAAUCCACCAACGCCAUCUGCAGUUGAUAAGUGAGACGGGUGAGAACCUGGGUACCAUGCAUCGUUCUGAUGUCCUCCGUCUCAUGGACGAGAAGGGUCUCAAGCUGGUGCUUCUCAGUGAGCGUGCAGACCCUCCCGUGUACCGCCUGAUGAGUGGGAAACAGAUCCAUGAAGAGCAGCUGAAGCUGCGUGAGAAAGAGAAAACCAAGGCAGCUCCAGUGCAGGUGAAGGAACUUACGUUUUCCUCUGAUAUCACGACCCAUGACCUCUCCACCAAGCUGAAACAAGUCCAGACUUGGCUAAGUAAGAAGCACCAUGUCAGGAUUACUCUGCGGUCAGGACGAGUGGAACCAAAGGUCUCCCUGGACACUACUCUGGAGCAGAUGGUACAACAAAUAGAAGUAAUGGUGGGUUUUAUUUCCAAGCCGAAAGCCGUACGUGAUGGAAAAGCAGCCGUGUGUGUUCUCCGUCCGCCUUCAGCGAAAGAGCUGUCGCAAAAGGGUCAGAACAAGUCUUCUGCUGCGCAGGCCACAAAUUCCAGCCCACAGACCACCCAGCCAAGUGCAUCCCCAGAUAAAACACAAGAGGCUCAGUGCAGUCAUUUAUUUGGACAAAACGUAACAUAGCACUUGUGACUUCUUUGUGUGUUUGAGUGAACAACUAUUUCAGUGAAUAAAGCAUCGGACUGAGGUCUGAGACGGAACGUC
Molecule: messenger RNA, 1351 nt
Organism: Lampris incognitus (smalleye Pacific opah)
Lineage: Eukaryota; Metazoa; Chordata; Actinopteri; Lampriformes; Lampridae
Gene: mtif3
Product: mitochondrial translational initiation factor 3
Exons: 5
Coding region: 344-1270 (308 amino acids)
Biological process (GO): mitochondrial translational initiation; ribosome disassembly
Cellular component (GO): mitochondrion
Molecular function (GO): translation initiation factor activity; ribosome binding
Source: RefSeq, a predicted model, not a curated record